AACAGGUUUCACUGUAAUAUCGCCAAUGCCAUCAGACCCUUUGCUCUGACCAUUGUUACGUCACAAUAGUUGAAUACCAUGGAUGUAAAUAGCCCGGAUACACCAACGUACAUACCACCGAAGCCAGCGGAGAGAAGUACCCUACCUCCACCUGAUAGCGAUCCAUGUUCGAGUUGUCCUCGCUUGCUUCCCGAAUGGGCUUUGGCUGUUCUCAUCGUUCUUCUCCUGGUCGUUGCCAUUUCAGUCGGCCUUAAUGUCAUGUUUGUCUACAAGAAACGGCGGUUACAGAGAGAUCUAGCCAUCAAAGCGCACUUGGAUAUGCAAAAGUCCUCAUAUACUCGUAAAUCAAACGGAAACGAUAUUGCACAAGAUAGAAAAGCAGUUAAACCACCGAUUCUUCGAACAAAAACCAUUGCUUUGAAGAAAAGCAGGAUCGAGAUUCCGCGGGAAAAUAUCGGGAUCAGCGUGAGUCUGCGAUCGAUCGGUGAUGGUCAGUUUGGUCACGUGUGGAAGGGAGAGACGCGAGGUCUGACGGUCAACGAUGGUCACGUGAUACCUGUAGCUGCAAGAGAACUACCAGCUUCUUUGACUGAUGACGACAUCUUGGACAAUCUUGUACCACUGUGGAGUCUGAAAACUCAUGAAAACGUUGUCCAGGUUUUUGGAUGCUGCCUAAAAACAGAACCGUCGUAUAUCCUAACGGAAUAUGUCCCCAAUGGCACUCUUUUCACCUAUCUUCGGACCAAUGGGGGCAUAGCUAGAACCUCUGUCUAUGCUAACAUAGACACUCUAGAAGCAGACCAUCAAAUCACAGUCAUGGAACAAAACCUGUUUGCAUUCGAUGUGGCAAAUGGUAUGGAAUAUCUGGCUAAUAAAAAGGUUAUACAUGGUAACUUAUGUGCUCACAACAUUCUACUCACUGGGGAAAAAAGGUGUAAAGUUGCUGACUUUGGAUUGACAACUCUGUCAAAUCUGGUGACUAAAGAUGGGAUAUAUGAGAUGUGGAUGUCCCCUGAGAGACUUUCAGACGGUCUUUGUUCAGCCGAGGAUGAUGUCUGGGCAUACGGAGUGUUGGUCUGGGAAAUAAUGACUUAUGGGAGACGACCUUACUCAGAGCUGGGAAAAGAAAAUUUACAGGAAAUGCUGAUUAGUGGUUACAGGUUAAUAGUACCACAAGGAUGUGAUCAAACUACGGCUAAUUUGAUGAAGAGUUGUUGGCAAGAGAAAGAGGGUGAAAGACCGACGUUUGAAAAGAUCAAGAAUCAAUUAGGUGAUAAAGUGGAAGAAGAAGCGGACUACUUCGCCCUCGGAAGUAACAUGGAUAGCUACUACGCAUGCGUAAACGUCAUCGACAGUUGAUGAUGCAUGUGUCUGAGAUGAAAUGAUAAUUGAUUCGAAUGAUAAUAGUCUGUAAAUAAAUAUAUAUUAUUAUACGUAUUAUUGUAUUGAGUAAAUAUGCCUAUAGCUGUAUUCUUUAACAACAUAAGUCAUUCUGAUAACGUAUUAACAUGAGGGCAUAUUUGUCUUCUUAAUGAGCUUUUUAAUCACAUAUAGCACUCUGUUACACUGUUUAAUGCUUAGGGGUGCAAAUCUACUCCUUUGGGAGUCAUGCAGAGUUGGCUUGGGUUCUAUCAUUUUGAAACAAGAAAAUCCACUCUCUAAACUUUCAUUAAAAACACUGAUAAUAUGAUAGUUUUGUGUUUAUUGUGAAUUGUGUUUAUCCUUCAGGCACGCAGACAGAAUAUGUUCGGAGGGCAUCAAACAGGAUGUCAAAUUGUUUUAUUAAAGGUAAUGACCAGUUUUGGAAAC
This is a messenger RNA of Strongylocentrotus purpuratus (purple sea urchin), 1809 nucleotides long. Its product is annotated as ephrin type-A receptor 4a. Bases 79 to 1359 code for a protein of 426 amino acids. The transcript is spliced from 12 exons. The record is from RefSeq and is a predicted model, not a curated record. Gene Ontology annotation, cellular component: signaling receptor complex. Lineage: Eukaryota; Metazoa; Echinodermata; Echinoidea; Camarodonta; Strongylocentrotidae. Gene Ontology annotation, biological process: cell surface receptor protein tyrosine kinase signaling pathway; multicellular organism development; protein phosphorylation. Gene Ontology annotation, molecular function: transmembrane receptor protein tyrosine kinase activity; ATP binding.